Messenger RNA from Eupeodes corollae, 534 nucleotides. RefSeq lists its product as uncharacterized. Lineage: Eukaryota; Metazoa; Arthropoda; Insecta; Diptera; Syrphidae. Bases 117 to 470 code for a protein of 117 amino acids. The record is from RefSeq and is a predicted model, not a curated record. The transcript is spliced from 3 exons.
CUGAUUUUUAAUGGUAUAAAUAGUCCGCUUCUUAGAUCUAAUUUCCAUAGUACUUCAGUACACAUCUCAUCAAAGUUGUCCAUUCAAGCUCAAACAUAAUUAAAAACCAAAUCAAAAUGAAAUUUGUGGCCCUCUCCGUUUUUGCAAUUGCUGUCAUUUCCUCAAGCAUCGUUCAAGGAACUUUCACUGCAAAACGUCCUUGCUUAUGUCCUAUGCCACAAAUUGUUGAAAGACCCAUUUUAGUUGGUUGUCCAGCACCUACCCAAAAAAAUUGCUUCUACCCACCUUGCAAUUCUACAAAUACCAAUAACGUUUGUGGUGCAUUGAAUGGAAAUUGUAUGAUUUUCGAUUGUUUAUAUGAACUCUAUAACAAAAAUUGUGCUGACGAUUUAAACAUUGAAAAUGUUAGCAUGAUGUAUUGUGAAAAUAGAGCCCUAGGACAGCCCUUUUCCCCCUGCAGUAAUUUGUAAGAAAAUUAAUAAGGAUACAAAUUAUAAUGAAGGCUUCAUGCAAAAUAAAUAAAAAAAAAGUUUU